CUUAAACUUAUAAUGAACCUACAAGAGCAAUUGGCCUCCUCAAGACAAUCACUUAAACCAGUCAACACAAAAGUCCUCACGGUUGAUGGGCAUACAUUUACAGAAAGAAGGAAUGAAACUGGAAGUUUUGAUGUGACUAGAAGUGAGAGUGAUAAAAAAGAAAAGAUUGGCGGAGGUUUUUUUGUCGUUGACACUAAGCCAGAUCUACAGGUUCUAAACAUCCGACCUGGGUUAUAUCUAAGUAGUCAGGAUGUAGCCCAUAGAUUGGAUCUGAUAAAGGAACACGGGAUUACUCACAUUUUAAACACAGCUACUGGUGUACAAAACUUAUUUCCUGAAGUUUUAACAUACAAGCAUGUUGAGAUUCUUGACCUUCCAGAGACUGACCUUACCAGGUACUUUGAAGAAUGUUUUUCAUUUAUAGAACAAGGGAGGCAUGAUGGUUCUGUUUUGAUUCACUGCAAUGCAGGUGUAUCCCGUUCUUGCACUGUAGCGCUUGCAUACCUGGUAAAAACUGAAGGUAUUGAUGUUGAACAGGAACUGUCAAAGUUACGAAGAAUGAGACCUUGUCUACGGCCUAAUGAUGGUUUUAUGAAACAACUACAGGCCUUUCAACUAUUUAGAUGAUGAUGUUAAAAUCUAGUUGUGAAUGAAGGGGAACUUAUCGCGCAGUAUUCAG
Messenger RNA from Anneissia japonica, 679 nucleotides. RefSeq names its product dual specificity protein phosphatase 19-like. Bases 13 to 627 code for a protein of 204 amino acids. The record is from RefSeq and is a predicted model, not a curated record. Gene Ontology annotation, cellular component: cytoplasm. The transcript is spliced from 3 exons. Gene Ontology annotation, biological process: protein dephosphorylation; regulation of MAP kinase activity. Gene Ontology annotation, molecular function: JUN kinase phosphatase activity. NCBI's taxonomy places the organism in Eukaryota, Metazoa, Echinodermata, Crinoidea, Comatulida, Comatulidae.